AACAGCAGCGCUUGUGGUGUGUCUCUGUGUGAACUAACAUCAGCGAACGUUGAAGCAGAUUCUCUCGAAAUUCGUAACUCACCAUCCAAUAACACAGAUUCGACAGAUUUAACACUGAACCUACCACCGUCUGAUGACGAAACGAGUUUACAAGAACUUAUUGAAUCGGAAUUAGCCUUGCGAAAGGAACUUAUAGACGCUCAAUUUUCCCCUAGAAUCUCAGAUUACUCAGAUACUUUGGAAGAGGCUGACGAUACAGAUACGAUUGAUGCGAACCAGAAAACUUGUGAUUCAAUAAAGUCCUCGCCAACAAUUCUGUCUCCUCGGAGUUAUGACGAAACAGAUCGUAAAGCCCUUGAUAUCAAUACGCAGUUUAUUUUGGCCGAAAGGAAUCAUUCGUUUCAAACGUUUACUGGGAAUGAUAUGUUUUUUUUCAACACACUCGAUGACACGCAGAUCAAUGGAACUGAUCCAUACUUGAAAGACGACGAAGGCCUAGCAGAUCCAUUCCUGGGAGAGGAAUCACAUGCGGUUUAUUCCGACAUUGAAAGCACACAGGAACCAAACGAACUUGAAAUUUGCUCAACGUCACAUGUAGACGAUCUUGACGAAUGCCGUCAAGAAUCAUCUGAAUCUGAUUCGUCCAUCUUGAAAGAUGUCGAUCAUAUUACGCUUUCAACAUUCGAUCCUUUCACUACGAUAGUUGACAGCAGCAAAUCUGAGACGAUUGAUAAUCCAGAUAUAGUCGAAACACCGUCGAGUGAGUGUGCUGAUUCAGACUUCAUUUGUCUUCAGGUUGAGACAGGCGAUAAAUUCGAUACCGUGGUUGAACCCUCGCAAAAUUUGAAUGAGAAUUUUGGUGCCUGUGAUUGUAUCGAGACCAUAUCAGAGGAGGUUGUCCCAGAUGGGGAUUUUCGUACUAAUUAUGUUGUAAGUGUUGGUUUGAGUAACAGCAUGGAUGAGUUUGGGUGUGGUAAUAAUGAUCAUGUAACUAACGUUUUUGAUACUCUCGAAAUCGACGAUUAUGAAAUCCCUGUAACCCCUGAGGAAGCCACCGCUGAGAUAACCGAAGAACACGGUAAAUUCAAGAUAACAAUUCCAGAAAUUGAUAUAAUUCCUCCUGAUGACAAUGAAAUAAGCGAAAGUGAACUGGUUUCAAAUGAAGAACUGAGUAUUUCUAGUAGCGGAGCUGGACCUCAGAUUGAGUUGACUGGUCCUUUGGUUGAAGAUGGUUUUGAGACCUGGGAAACGGUUGCCGAACCAUCAGGGCGUAUCCCCGAGAGAUCUGACAGUCUUGAAUACGUCCCGGAAGAAUUUGGUGGUGGUACCGAGGUCGCGAAUGUGCAUGCAGAUGAAAUAGUUUCAGAAGUUUGUCCUAAAAACACUGACUCCUCAUACUCCGAUUCCGAGAAGAGCGAGUUUGUGACAACGAAGACAGCUGAAAAGAAAACCAAGAAGACGAAGAAUGAGGGUGGGGAGUCCACAAAAAUUAAAAAGACCAAGAAGACGAAAAAAUCCGAUCCUGAGAAAGAAAAUAUUUCUGUGGCAGACACAGCACUGACUCAUGCCGACAGUGUUGCAAAUAACGAGGUUAAAAUAUCCCCCAAAGAAAAUAUACCUGCAGAUGAUAAAAUUGUGGAUGAUGAUCUGUCCAGUGUUUCCGUCAAAGUAUUGAAAUCAACUUACGCAAACCAGAUUCAGACACAGGCAUCAAAGGAAACAGCAAAGGAAAUAGAUUGUGAUAUUCAGCUUUGUGGACCAAUUCAGUCACUGAAACAAACUUACUGUAACCAGGCACAGAAAAGUUACAGGAAACAAGAUAGUCCUGAACAGAAGGAACUUAUAGCAACCGGCAUCUCGAUUAAAGAACUCAGACGAAGCUUUGGUGACCUGAGUACUCUCUGUGACAAAGAGGAUGCGGAGGUAAGGGAUGAGGAUUCUGCUCCCUUCAGCUUGGAUUCGAAAGCUCGCUCUCUGGGCGACUUACACCGCAUGUCAGGUUCCUUUCAAACUAACAGCAACUGCAGCAGCAUGGACUCCAACAAGGAGCCCGUUCAUACAGGCGUCUCCGUCAGGGCUCUCAGAGCGAGUUUCUGCAACUUGGCCGACUCGCCUGCCGAAUCUGUCUCCGAAAGCAAACGGCACCAGAAAUCAAGUUUUUCGAAAUUUGAUCAGCUGAGCAAGAAGACUGUUCUGCAUGUCCGUUCUGUUGAUGCUGCCAAAGUUCAAAAGCAGUUCAACCAGUCUGCAGAAUCAGCGUCUGAACAGACGAGCAACUGCAAGUCGUGCGGAAAGCAGGUUUUCCAAAUGGAGCAAGUUAAGGCCGAGCGCGCAGUUUGGCACAAGAACUGCUUCCGCUGCAAGGAGUGCAACAAGCAACUCACCGUUGAUAUCUACAGCAGUCACGAGGGUCAGUUGUACUGCAAACCUCAUUUCCGGGAACUGUUCAAGCCCAAGGCCGUCGUGGAUGAAGAUUUUGAGCCACCUCGGCUAAGAAAACCAGAAAUGAUCAUCCGUGAAAAUCAACCAAUCGAAUUGCCUCCUGAAGUUGUGAGAGCAUCAGAUAAACCUGAUUUGGGAUUAGAAGAAUUGAGCUCUCUCAAUGUGAAAUCUCGAUAUCAGGUCUUUGAGAAGUCGGACUCGCUGAGUGGUGCUGAUGUAGAGAGAUCACCAAGUUCUGUCAGUGUCAAGCGAUCGCCCAGUAUCCUCAGCAAACUGGCUAGGUUUCAGGCCAAGGGGAUGGAUAUUGGAGUGACUGAUGACUCGCUUAAUGGAAUCCCAUAUGAAGAAAGCUCAACGUCCAGUGACGAAGAUGAAGAAAUUGAAGCGGAGGAAGGGGAAGCAGACAGAGAUUUGAUUCGCUCCAGUAGGAAACAGCGCGAACGACCCGUCAGCUUCAGUAAGAUGGAGGAUAUCAAGUGUCGGUGGGAGACUGGUCAGGCUGCCUGGCGAGAGGAGCAGCGGCAGGAGAGAAAACAGGAGAUUCAGAACAUUCGCUCGCGACUGUUCUUGGGUAAACAAGGAAAAAUGAAGGAAAUGUAUGAACAGGCUGUGAAGGAUAGUGAGAAUUUGACAACAAAGAAGGAAGUUGGUGUCCGUUCUGAGAAAGCUAAGAGUAUCAAGGAACGAUUUGAACGUGGAGAAGUUUUACCGGAUGAUGACGCUGUUGAGGAGGGCGUAGUCAAGGAUGACCACUCAAAGAAGGCUGUGGAUGAAGACAUGAGUGUCUUUGAAGCAGGCAUAUCAAAGAAGUCUCGUAGUUUAUUCUUGGAACUGGAUGCUACUGCUGCCAAGAACCACCAUCAGCAGCAGCCUUCAGCAUCGCCACUGAAAUCGCCGCUACCUGUUGAUGAUGCCCGAAGAAGAUCAAGAGAGACGGUUCUUCUGCGUCAGCCGUCAGAAGACGUGGUACGAUCUAGUGAUUUCGUUGAGGAUGUAAAGGUGGAAACAGCAGAAGUUAGCAACAAGUUUAAGUUCUUUGAAACUUACAAAGAACCUGAAAAACAGAGGAAACAAUUCCGCAUUACCCCACCUCGAGAAGGGCAGGUUAAGGCGAAUUCUCCUGAACGUGAAAUAUACAGGGAUCCAGAAGUUGUACGCAGCGAAGAUAAAGUGGAAGAUGAUGAAGUGAUGAAGACAAACACGGCGAAGAAAAUGCUCUCUAUCUUCAGACAAAUGGAGGAGAAUGCAAGCAAGGAAGAUAUCCCAGAUGGACCUAAGCCCUUGAAGCGGUUCACGCCUCCGCCAGAUUACACUCGAGAUUCGGAAACAGAGUCUGACGAGGAGGAGGAGGAGGAAGAAGAAGAGGAUGUGGACCCAAAUAUUGUCAGGUCAUCGGACAAGAUUGAAGAUGAGUUUUUGAAACAGGCACAGAAUGACGCUAGGGCAAAGGCACUUAGAGCAAAGUUUGAGCGCUGGGAAGAGAAGGAGAACAGAGCUAAUGCAAAUGCAGCAACAAAUGCCAGUCACGCCGUUGGCAAUCUGAAUGGCUCACUUGAUCUCGAUCAGUCGUCAGAGCACUCUAGUAUCGACACUACAAAGUCACUCCGAGCCCGAUUUGAAUCGCUCAGGAACGAGUCGCAACAACCGAAAGAGAAGGUGCCACGGCCCAAGGUCAACAGAUUUGUCGAAAUUCAAACAACAUGUGCGGAAUUUUGCUCGGUAUGUGAGAAGAAAGUGUACCCGCUUGAGAAAGUGGAGACGGGGGGCAAACCGUUCCAUAAGCAGUGCUUUAGGUGUCUCCAGUGCAAUUGCAUACUCAGGAUGGAAACGUACACGCUGAAUAAUGGCAAACUUUAUUGCAUUCCUCACUUCAAGCAGUUGUUUAUUGCAAAAGGAAACUAUGAAGAAGGUUUUGGUUUGGACCAACACAAGCGCAAGUGGAGUAUCAGGAAUAACAAUGAAGAUGACCUCCUCAACAGUUUGAACAGCGGCACAGAUCAUUAAGAGAAACCACCUUGAGAUGGAUGGAUGGAUGGAUGGAUACACAUGACCCUGGAGAGCACCGUCACAUGUUGCGUGAAGUAUGCGGGAGGAUGUGUUGCGUUUGCGGGGCUGCGUUUGAUGUAAUUUAAAACGAUUCUGUCGGGCAUAGGGCGAUAUUAGAUGACGGAACUAAUCUAAUUCAGAUAAAAAAUAUAAAUCCAACUUUGAUGGUAAUGUCAAAAAUGUUUUAACGCAGAAGUGCAACGCAUCUUCCUUACAAAACAUGAAAUUGUAAUUACAUCAAGGUAUACAUUUUUUUUAAUGCUUUAGAAUUGUUACAUUUUUCACCGAAGUAACAGAAACUCGUGCUUACUUUACUAUCAGGUUUUAUUUGUCUGUUUCUUCUAUUCUUAAUUUAAGUUGCAGACAUAUUACUCAGAGUCUUUGUUAUUUCGAUGCAGUUUCAUUUUAAAAAUCGCUUUAUGAAGGUAAGCGCUGCCUGUACUUGGGACAUAGUUCUGAGUGCAAAUUCUUACUACGCUUACGCUUCACUGUAGAAUUCUAUACUUCAAGCAACGCUGUCCGAGAAUACUGCUUCUUUUAUUUAAAGUGUGGUUAUGUCAUGCUUGAUUUCAAUGUUUUUAAAUGCUUCUGUAAUGCUGAUAAGAUGAAACAAGAAAGUAGUGAUUGUAUAUCUUAAUGUUGAUACCCAUAAAAUUGUAUCUAAAACUUAAAUGUUGCAUCAGCAUUUGAAAUUUUUGAUUUAACCGUUGGAUUAAAACAUUCAUCCUGAUAAUUUUUUCGUGGACGAGUAUAAUUCACAGCUACAGUCCCAAACGUGCAUCACUCGGCAACGCGUGUGCGCAUGGCAAGCCGUAUCUUAAUAGCUACAACGUUCCAAGUAAUUGUUUCUUUGAUGAUGUACUGCCGUCAACAUCUUUGCUUUAACUUUUGAAAAUUAAACAAUUCAUAAUGCGUCUUUGCCUGUCAAGAAUAUCAUUUAAAAAUAAUAGCAUUUAAAUCUCUUGCGAUAUUGUAAUUUUGAUAGGUUAUGUUGAUACUCGGCAGACAAUUUAUAACGUGUAAUACAUAGAAGAAAGUAACUGAGUAAAAGCUUUUAUUCUUCACUCGGUGUACUGAUUUCUGUUUGAAUUUUAUUUUGUGUAGUGAAUUGAAAACUCAAACUAUAGUUACUCACAAACCAGGAAGAAUUUUAUGAAACCCUUGAACCGAAAUAAUUUUAUCGAAAAAGGUUAUGAAUAAAAAUUUUUUUGGAAUUACAUAGAAUUUAAAAUUAUGUGCUGAAUUUUUGUUUUUUUAAUUUAACCUAAAUGUUUAGCAGUGUCACUAUAAUUUAUACCAGCAUUACAAGAAAAAUGUCAGGAUGAAUGUCAUACUUGAAGAGCGAACUAAGUAAUAAUUUUUCUCCGUUAACUUACUAAUUUUGCAGAUUGUACUUGGUUAUUUAAAGAUCAUUGUUUUUGUUGUUAACAUAGAUUACAUGCAUGAUCAUUUAAGGCUCCUACAUUUUAACAUUUAUUUGAAUAAUAUAUGAGUAAACAUUGAUCCACUUGAUAAAUAAUUUUAAAUGGAUAUUUACACUGUGCCGAAAACAAAAAUUGAUGUAGAAAUAUGUAAAUUAAUUUUAAACAAUUUCGUAAUAACAGUAAUAGAUAUUUAGACCAUAGAAGGUGAAUAGGUGUGGCCAGUAAUAUUAAAAAAUGUUCUUGAAAAUGGUUAACCAAGAGGAAAACGUACUUGAAUGCAUACAUGGCCACGCCCACUUACGUAUAUAUGUACACAUUGCUACAAUUUAUAUGAGAACUGAGAUUGUGAUACUUGUUUUUGAAAUGUGGGGUUAAGUGAAACUUGUAAUAUAAUUUUUUAACAUCGUGAAUUACCACAUUUUAAAAUAUUUAGUACGUCCUUUUAGCUAUUGAUUUAUGAUUUUCUAUGUGUGUUGCAAGAUAUUCUUUGAUUUUAGAUGGUAAAUUAUUUUAAUACAAAGCAUUGAUACUUACAAAGUAUAUGCCACAACAUGUUUAAUAUGAUUUCAGGUAAUAAAAAUAUGAAGUUAAGAAAAAAAUUAUGGCAGGUACCACAAGAUGUCCACAUUGUAAAUAAAUAAAGUAAAUACUUAAAGUUUCUGAAUAA
Zootermopsis nevadensis is the source of this 6579-nucleotide messenger RNA. The record is from RefSeq and is a predicted model, not a curated record. Lineage: Eukaryota; Metazoa; Arthropoda; Insecta; Blattodea; Termopsidae.